Messenger RNA from Arachis duranensis, 1846 nucleotides. RefSeq names its product protein CANDIDATE G-PROTEIN COUPLED RECEPTOR 7. NCBI's taxonomy places the organism in Eukaryota, Viridiplantae, Streptophyta, Magnoliopsida, Fabales, Fabaceae. Gene Ontology annotation, cellular component: membrane; Golgi apparatus. The record is from RefSeq and is a predicted model, not a curated record. The transcript has a single exon. The coding region runs from base 203 to 1528 and encodes 441 amino acids. Gene Ontology annotation, biological process: transport.
UAUUCUGGUAUGCUGACAAUUUCAAGUCGACUUGUUUGGUCUCUCCGUCUGUGUCCUAUCGUGGGUACGGUAGCACACCAGUUCUUUCCCACAUUACCAAAAAGUCACAAACAAAGCGUGUCGCAGAUCUAAUCCCCCACACCAAAACUCACACAACACAGAUAAAGAUCCCAACCCAAACCCCCAGGCUUCAUCGACGACGAUGGGGUCUUAUUCUUCUUCGCCUCUGUGGGCCCGUACCCUCGCCGUCUUCCUCCUCCUCCUUUUCUCAACCCCCUCCCUGGCCGAGAUCCGCUCUUCGGAGAUCCGAAACGACGAGCGCCCAAUCAUCCCCUUCGACCAGUUCGGCUUCACCCACACGGGCCGCCUCGAGCUCUCCGUCUCCAAGAUCUCCCUCUCCAACUCCAACCUCGACCUCUCCAUCGUUGGCUUCUUUCUAUGCACCCUCGACUCGUGGCUCCACGUGUUCCAGCAGCUCGAGGACGGCGAGAUCCGCUGCGCCCUCCAGUCCGAUCUCGUCAAGACCGUUUACACCUUCAACUCCCUCAACGGCCACGAUUCUUUCACCACCGUCUACAACGAGACCGACUCCGACCAGUACAACCUCGUCUUCGCCAACUGUCACCCGCAGCAGCUCAAGGUCUCCAUGAACGUCCGAUCCGCCAUGUACAACCUCGAUGGCAAGACCGGCAUCCGCGACUAUCUCUCCGCCGGCCGCACCGUUCUCCCUAGGGUUUACUUUCUCUUCUCUCUUGUUUACUUCUCCAUCGCCGUCGUGUGGAUCGUCGUCCUCUACCGGAAGCGAUUAACCGCCUUCCGCAUCCAUUACUUCAUGCUGGCGGUAGUGAUCUUGAAAGGUCUGAACCUCCUUUGCGAGGCUGAGGAUAAGUCCUACAUCAAGCGCACUGGAAGCGCUCACGGCUGGGAUGUGCUGUUUUACAUCUUUAGCUUCUUGAAGGGGAUUUCGCUCUUCACCCUUAUUGUCUUGAUUGGCACUGGUUGGUCCUUCAUCAAGCCUUAUCUUCAGGACAAGGAGAAGAAGGUCUUGAUGAUUGUUAUUCCCCUUCAGGUUAUUGCCAAUAUCGCUCAGGUUGUUAUUGAUGAGAGCGGGCCUUAUGGCCAUGACUGGAUCACAUGGAAGCAGGUGUUCUUGCUGGUGGAUGUUGUUUGCUGCUGCGCUGUUCUCUUCCCUAUUGUGUGGUCUAUCAAGAACCUUCGCGAGGCGGCCCGGACCGACGGCAAGGCUGCCGUCAAUUUGAUGAAAUUGACCUUGUUCAGACACUACUAUGUGGUUGUAAUCUGCUACAUUUACUUCACCAGGGUUGUGGUGUACGCGCUGGAGACCAUCACCUCCUACCGCUAUUCCUGGACCAGCGUCGUCGCCGCCGAGCUGGCCACACUUGGUUUCUAUUUGUUUACUGGAUACAAGUUCAAGCCGGAGGCUCACAAUCCGUAUUUCGUUAUUGAUGAUGAAGAGGAGGAAGCGGCGGCGGAGGCACUCAAGCUUGAGGAUGAAUUUGAGUUGUAAUUCCCUGAAAAGAAGGAAAUAGAACAGAGAAGAAACAAAUAAUGUUUUCCCGGGGUUAGGUGGUUGAAAGAAGUUGGUAUGACUUUUGGAGGAAGUUCAGGUUUCACCUCAACCAGAAGUAGGAAUAUGUUACAUUUUGUGAGGUAUAGUCUUUAUUGAUAAUCCUGUGUUUAUAUAUAUAUAUAUUUUUUUUGUUCUGGACUUGUGCUCAGCACUUUGAACUGGUGCCAUGUAAUUCCGUGAAUCAUAUAUUACUGUUGCUGCAAAUACAUUUUGUUUCUCAGUUGUAAACAUGGGGUAGUAUUUCUGUUUGUCAUU